Fonticula alba is the source of this 3495-nucleotide messenger RNA. RefSeq lists its product as hypothetical. The transcript is spliced from 7 exons. The record is from RefSeq and is a predicted model, not a curated record. Gene Ontology annotation, biological process: positive regulation of transcription by RNA polymerase I; positive regulation of rRNA processing. Gene Ontology annotation, molecular function: RNA binding; protein binding. Lineage: Eukaryota; Rotosphaerida; Fonticulaceae. The coding region runs from base 154 to 3495 and encodes 1113 amino acids. Gene Ontology annotation, cellular component: nucleolus.
AUACCAUCCCCCCCCCCCUCUCCUCCCGCCCUGUCCGCUCUGCCGCUUGCCACUUCGCCUCCUUGCAUCGCUCCCGUUUCCCUCCUCCUUCCUCCCUUUCCGCUCCCGCCCUCUCUCGCGUGCACUGGCCCGGACGACGGUCGCCCGCCCAGCAUGAAGACCGACACACCGGUCUCUCCCGCCACCCCUGCCGCCUCGCGGUCUGGUCGCCGGCCGCGCCGCAACCGGCCGGACAGCGCCUCCUCGGCCAAGAGCACCGACUCCCCCUCGUCCGGCUCGGUCGCCGAUCAGGACACCCCCAUGGUCGAUGCCCCGCUGGAUUACCCCCUCGAGCGGAUCCUGCCCAUCACGCUGAAUGCCGCCGCGCCAGCGGCCGCUCCGACUGCCGCCCAGCUCAAGCGCAGCCAGUUGACUCGGUCCUUCCACUCGGCCAACCCCCCGCCGGUGGACGCCCAAUGGGACGAGUUCGGCGCCAUCCGCUCCGGUGACGGCCUUGUUUCGGCCACCCUGUCCGAGUCUUCCAGUCGCCACCCGGCUGUCACCUCCCUCGAUUCGAAGUACAUCUUCCAGCUCAGUCGCCUGAAUGUCACGGUCCUCCGUUCCGAGGGGGCGCAGUUCCUGCGCAUCCUCCCGUACGUUGGCCCGGAUGACCCGGCUGUCACCCUGGCCCCGACUGGCGAUGCGGUCGCCGCGGCCCGGUCGCACUCGUGCCCGACCGUCCUGGCGGCCUUCCCGUGCCAGGAGAACCCCAUGCGGCUCUACACGGUCUACUCCAAUGGCCUGGUUUACCUUUGGGAUUACCUCGAUGGGUCCCUUCUGCGCAAAUACGACACCGGGGUCAACCUCCUGCAUGCGCAGCUGUGCUCCGUGGCCGGAGCCAACACCUUCAUCCUUGUCACUGGCUACCGCAACCCCCUGGAUGCUGAGACCCAGGUCUCCUCGGUGCUGGCCGUCUCCUUCGAGGCCCAGACCGUGAUCACUCUUGGCACCCUCCCGGCCGUCGGGGUCGUGACCUCGGUCUUUUCCCCGGGCUUCGGCUUUUGCAUGGUGCAUAGCUCGCAGAAGCGCGGCCGGCACCAGCUGCACUUCAGCAUCGUGCCCCACAAGAGCCUCGAGGCCCUGGGCACCGGCAAGGCCACCCUGCGUCUGCUCCAGAGCUUCCCUGCCCAGUCGCGCGUCGUGUCGCUGGCCAUCAGCCUGGCCACGCAGUCCUUCGCUGCCGGUCUCGACAGCGGCAAGAUCGCGGUCUUCCGUUCCCGGCGCGGGGCCUUCCUGGCGCCGGAGAUGCUCCACUGGCAUUCUUCGGCCGUGCGGGCCCUUUGCUUCUCCAACGACGGCCUGCUCCUGCUGUCCGGUGGUCGCGAGGGUGUGCUGACUCUCUGGCAGCUGGGCAGCCGGAGCCGGUCCUUCCUGGCGCAUCUGGACUCGCCGAUCCAGACGAUCGGCGCCUCGGCCGACCUGGCCUUCUACAUGGUGGGCCUGCGCGACUCGACCCUGCACCGGGUGGACGCCAGCUCCAAUCAGGUUGCCGACAGCUUCAUCGGGGUCCGGCGUCCGGAGGCCCUGGACACGCCGCUGGCCUUCGCCAAUGGCAUCCCCGUGGAUCCCAUCACCAAGGGGGCGGUUUUCCGCUCGGUCCCGGGCCGGUUGCAGUUCUUCUCCUUCAAGCAGGGCCGGCACAUCCGCGAGCUGGACAUCACCGGGCGCAAUGUCGAGCUGAACCGCGAGCGUGACGCGCGGCAUUCGGCCCUCCGCGCGGCCCGGAUCUCCGGUCGCACCUCUCUGGCCCUGGCACACACUGUGCGCUUCCCCUCGGAGACUGCCGCCGGUGACAUGGUGUACCUGGGCAACCGCCGCCCGACCGAGCUCUCUUUCACCUCGGAUCUUCUGGAUCUGGUGUCCUUCAGCCCUGAUGGCCACUGGAUGGGAACGGUUGACUCGGUUCAGCAUCGUCGCUUUGCCACCCUGACUACCUUGCGCUUCUGGCGCUACUGCAAAGAGACCAAGCGCUAUCUCCUGAGCACCAAGAUCGAGAUGCCCCACAAGGUGAAGGUCACCUCGCUGAACUUCCACCCGAACAGCCGGCUUUGCGUGACCACCGGCAUGGACCGGCGCUUCCGCCUGUGGCAGCUGACCGAGGAUCCGUCCUCCACGGCCAGCGAGGAGGACGGGUCCGAGGGUGCGGCCGCUUUGCCGAGCUCUCUCCCCUCCUGGGUUUCCCUGUCGUCCGGCUACUUCCGGGACAACCCGUGCAUGGACUCGGCCUUCUCCAGCGAUGGGUCGGUCCUGGCCGUGGCCAGCGGCUCGUACCUGACCGUGUGGAAUCCCUUCACCAACACCCUGCGCGGGCAUGUGCUGACCAGCCCGCAUGAGCUUCCGAUCCUGGAUCUGCGCUUCCUGCCGGGCUCGCCGUAUGUGGUCAUCCGCACGGCCUCCUCCGUGCAUGUGUGGGACCUGCUGUCCUUCAAGAUGAAGUGGUCGCUCCCGAUUGUGGCGGAAUUCCUGGCCGUGCAUCCCACCCGGCCGGUGUUCAUGCUGUGCCCGGUCGACCGGCGCCUGGAGGAAGUGUACGCCUGGUGGAUGGGCGGUCCGCUGGGGACCGACAACUUCGGCAAGCAGCUGCUGCUCUUCGGCCCGGAGUCGCAGUUCCCCAUCUGCCGGAAGUUGGUCGCCGGUGCGGAGAUCACCGCCGCCACCUUCUUCGAUGACUCGCUGCAGUUCUGCUAUGUCGAUCGCAUCCGCUGUGUGCACUAUGCCACCUUGGACAAGGAUGUGGCCUCCAUCCUGCAGGUGUCCCCGGCGUACCAGGUUGCCAGUGCCAUCGCCGGUGCCGCCAGCGCCGGGCUCAGUGGCGAGGAGUCUGACGCCGCCGCCGCUGGCGGCCUGCCACGCUUGCCUGGAGCCGCGCACCAGCGCAUUGCCGGGGCCGAUGGCGGCCGCCUCCGGGCCGCGAGUGCCACCGGGGCGGCUUCGGCCCUGCCGCCGGUGGCCGGGGCCGCGCGCGACGCCCUGCUUGCCACCCCGGCACACAUUCUCCCUGCCCCGGCGGUGCUCUUUGGGCAGUUCUUCCAGGAGGUCAUUCUUCCGCUGUACAACCGCCCGGGGUCGGUCAAGGAUGGUGCCGCUGCCGCCGCCGCCGCCGCCGCCACCCCCUCCAGUGCCGAGGGCGUGGCCGCCUCGUCUGGUGCCUCCGCCGCCGCCGCCGAGGAGGGCGCUGCCUCGAUGCCGGUCGCCCCGGCGGCCGCCCCCGCCGGCCGGAAACCCUCCGCGCCCCUUUCGGUUCCCAUGCUGGCAACCCCGGCCUCCACCUGGGACAAUCCUCUUGCGGCGAUUGCCGCUGCCGCCGGCUCUGUCGGCAUUGCCGCCGCCGCCUCCGAGGGGACCAUGGACUUCAGCUUCUUGAAGGCUCGCCUGCCGGCCGCCACCGCCCCGACCACCGGCCCCGCUGCUGGCGAUGCCGCUCCCGCCCGCGGCUAUAUCCCCUUCAAGCUGUGA